Molecule: messenger RNA, 16294 nt
Organism: Gallus gallus (chicken)
Lineage: Eukaryota; Metazoa; Chordata; Aves; Galliformes; Phasianidae
Gene: PDE3A
Product: phosphodiesterase 3A
Exons: 16
Coding region: 5820-8294 (824 amino acids)
Biological process (GO): oocyte maturation; positive regulation of oocyte development
Cellular component (GO): cytosol
Molecular function (GO): 3',5'-cyclic-AMP phosphodiesterase activity
Source: RefSeq, a predicted model, not a curated record
GAGGGAAUGGCAUGGAGCUGUGUUAGGGGAGGGGCAGCUGGGGGUUAGGGACAGGUUCUGCACCAGAGGGUGGUGGGUAUGUCAUUGAGAUGCCAGAGUUGCACUACUGUGCUCGAGGGAUUUGUAGUAAUUGCAGUUAAUGCUAUGCAAAUAAGUAUAAAAGGUGGUAUUAAGGGCUUUGUCAUGAACUUCUGACACGUGAUAAGAACAAAUGAAGGGUGCAUUCUAUCUGUCCUCCCACCACCCCCUCUUGAGAGCUUGGGAUUUCAUGAGGUGUGUUUUGGAUGACUGUAGACUUGAAUAAACACAGUUAUUUUGCUCAUCUGCCACUAAGAUGACAGUGUUCCAUUGAAAUGUUUGACAGUCUCAAGUAACUGACAGUUAAUUCACAUGUGCAGUGUUUAUCUCCGUGGUAUGCUGUGUGACAACUUGGAAGUGACACCAGUGUGCAGCGUGAAUCUCUCUGUUUCCUCGGCGAGCUGUCAGGGGAGCCUGCAACAUUUUGAAAACACUCCCUGGUUCUUGAAUGUGAACAGAGGUUCUCUAUUCUCAGCCAUGUUAUGCAGCUUUGUGUUUCGUUACUCUUUUUAAUCCUCAGUGAGGGCAGCAGGCAAAAGUGCAUCAGGAAGAGCGGACAAGGGAUUUAUAUAUUUGUAUAAAUCAAAACUAAUGCUCUCAAUUUUGGUCAUGUCAGUUUAGUGGAUAUCUUGCAAAAGUUCACACUUUCUUUUUUUUCUUUUAAUUUGAAAGGUGUAACAGCAUUGGUUAAUAUGACUUGUGGGUAAAUAAUGUAGGUUUUUCUACAUAACACUGUCAGCAUAUGCAAGUAGUCAUUAUCUUGUUCAUUUUUAUUCUGUUGGCAGGUUGCUGUGUAGCUGUAAGUAUCACUCUUAACCUAGAACAGCAUAGAACCUGAUUUUAAGCUUUUGCUAAGAAUGUAAAAUCAGGUAUGCUGAAUCUUCUGAUGAUCUUUUGCUUACAUAGCUAAGUAGUCAAACUUUCAUUUGUGCUUUAUUUGACUAGGGAUGAGCUUUUAUCUCAGGCAGGUAAUGCAUGUGUUGCACAGGCAUCUCAAGGAUAAACUGGCUACAAAAUCUCUGGGGAGGCUCUGAAUACUCGUGUUGAAAGUGAUUAAUUUGCUGUAGAAUGCACAAAUAUCAAAAGGCAGCUAGUCGUUGAUGGUGGGUGGGAAAAAUUACAAUCAUCUGUUUAUUAUAGUAUACUUAAAAAUCAUCAAGAAGAAACCUUUCAGUUGUUUACUACUUACAGUAAAUUGUAGACUGAUCUAUUUUCAAGUCAGAGUGGCUUUCUGAUUUUCAUGGGUAAGCACAGUGUGUUGCAUUAUAAAGUCAGUGACAGGCUGUAAUAUACUCAGAAUCUCUUUCCUUUUACAAAGUUCUUCAAAUUUUUGGCAAAUUGACUGUUCGUUUGUCAGUGUCACUCUAAUCUUCAAAACAGAUAGUGAACAACUCCUUCAUCUACUUUUUCCCACCUUUGCUUAAAGAAAUAGAAGACAAAGUAUGGUUUGCUGAGAUCUUUUACAAUUUUAUCCUUAUUUUCGUCUGUAUUAUAAAUGUAGUUUCUAUGUCUACAAGGUAUGAAGUUUUUGCUGUCAAAGGAACUUGUUAAAUCUGUAGCCAUAACCAUGGUGAGAUUUUCUUCUAUACUGACAUUUAGGUAGGCUGAAAAACAUAGUCUUCUUAGCAAGCUAGAUGUCUAAAUUGAGUGUGGUUUUGGAUUUAACUUUCUGUGUUUGGCAUAAUAGGACUCUUGACUCUUUAAUGUCUGAGUUAUUCCAGCCUUAACAACAAGAACAAAAAAAAAAGAACAAUCCUAAGAAAUGUUGUAGCUACUCAAACUGAAAAUUCACUUCUAUUAGCAACUGAGAUUUAUUUUUCUCUUUAACUAGCUGGAUCCUUUGUUCGUGAGAAUUGGCAUCCUGCUGCGGUGUGGUAUGUGUUCAGUAGUGAAUGUGAACCUACAUUGUAAUGUCACAGCAGAGACGGCAGCGUGAUUUAUGACAGCACUGGGCGACUGUUGAGCUUAGAGAAGCUCAGGCAUCCCACUGAGGUUGAGGGACAACUGACCUUGGGUUCCUGCAGAAGUGAAACUUGGGUUCAGCCCCACGGUGUCGGAUUGUGUCACAGUCUGGUUCUUUGCUGAGCCACCCCUGUGGUCCUGUGCUAUACUGCUCCUCCCACACACUGAGGAUUGGAUAAUUUAGCUGUGAAGGUUCUCUGGCUGCAGAGCACUGGGGUAACACAAGCCACCUCCAAGCAGUCUGUAAAGGCAGCUGCCAUGGCAUGCCCCUGGGCAAUGAUGGGCUACUGAGUUGAGAUGAUAGGUGCAUGGGGAUGUUCCUCUGCAGAAGCAAAUUCUCAUCUGCCCUCAGACACUGUGAUACAGCCUUAGAUGGUGCAAGGGCCUAUGCUGUUUGCUCAUAUAGUGGAGCAAGGCCAGGCACAUAGUCAACAGCUGAUAGGUGUGAACUGAUGCUAUGUGGAAAAUCUAAGAAACAAAACCCAUAGAGCUCAGAAUCUCUAGGAUAACCAGAGGCUCUUUCUCUGGGUAAUCACAGUUGGAUGGUAAAACAAUACCUACAUAGCGUCACAGAGAUUUUUCUGCUUCAUCCCCUGAUUUUCAGGACUGUAAAAUAUUUGCAGUAAUUCCUAGGUGGUCUCUCUUGUGUGUGGUGAUGUCAGCCACUUGGAGAAUUAGUUUUGCUAAGUUUGCAGCUGCUGACUCAUCUGUUUAAAGAAGUUGAUUCUUAAUUUUCAGUGAUAAUAAUAUUUUUCCCUUAGUACAACAGUUGAGGAUAAAGAGCUGGUAAUGAGGUUUAGCAGAGGCUACCACAGUACAGGCUUUCCUUGCAGUCAUUUAACAUACUGCAUAUUUUAGUGGCUGUAAUAUACAGAAAGCCUUAGUUUCAUGGUUCUUCUUGGAACUGGUCCAGCUUGUGCUGUGAAAGUACAAUUCAGCAGAAGCCCUUUUUGAAUAUUUAUUUAUUUUUAGUUUCUAAGAGUUCUGCAUGUGGUACCCUGCAUCCUCAUGAGAAGAGUCCCAGCAGCGGUGCCUUGGCACUAACAAAUGCCUUGAUGUCACUGCUUGGUUUUCUCACUUUCUUUCUUCUUUUUUUUUUUUUUUUUUUUUAAUUGGGUAACAAAGUAAAAGCACCCUCUGCUUCUUUCCUGCUCUUAAAAUCCAGUUUGCUCCUCUUCUCUGCCUCCUCCCAACAGCCCUUUGGGAACAAGAAGGGAUGAUGUCUCUGGCAAAGAAAUAGGUAGGGUUUGGUUGGUAAGUGGAACUGAUUUAAUUAAAUUAGCUUCAUAAUGGAUUCAUUCAAGAAGGCAAAGGAGUAGGAAUGUGGCUUCUGAUUCUUUUUUUCCCUUCUCUCUCCCUCCGGUCAAUCAGAGUAAAAUGGCUUUCUAAAUAAAAUGCUUUUUUGGUACAAUUUUCUCUUGACAUUUUAAAGAAUAGACUAUGUUAAAGUUUUACUUUUUUGUCUAAUUUUGAUUUACCUACCUUUGUCCCCUUCCCUGAGAAUAUUAAAGCAACAUUAUUGUGUGCAUAACAGUUGCUGUAGAUGCAUGCCAGUAGAACAGCACAUUUAACACCACCUGAAACCUCACAAGAAUUGAGCAAUACAAACUUAAUACCACAGAAGUUUCCCAUCCUAAGAAGUUUCUGUUUCCCAUCCUAAUUAUCUCAUGGUCUUGUAUUGUUAGAUUUACUCUGCCAGUGCACUUUGGUUUUGUUAUCUUGGCAAUUGUUGAUGAUACUAGCGUUACUCAGAAAACUUGGAUUUGAAAUUUUGUAGAAAUGCUUUUUCUUUUUGGAGCCAAAGUCUUUUGCAAGACUCAUCAGUUUUGAUGCUGUCUUCCGGGGGGAUGUGUGUUUGAAAGAGAGAGCUUUGCAAAAAAUCUAGAGAGAACGUAUGUGCUCAUGGGUGUGCAGACAUGUAAAGUGUGGUAGGCAGCUAAGGGACUGGCUUGAGAUGUGGAAGACUUGGUUCAGCUUCCUGGUCUGUGUGGUACAGAGAGAUGUGGGAUGGAAAACUACUCUCUGACCUUUGAAUUGGGUGGAGUGAAAACUCAAUCAGCGGUUUCUUACCGCCAGGAGAUUGCUCUGACUAAUGGCUUGCUUUCUUGAACUGGAAAGCAUGGGUUUUUCAUUUUCAGAAUGAAAUUGUUACACCACAAUCAUCUGUAAAUGUUAGGCAGAAAACCUGGUUUUGUAAGAUGGGAUGACUUGGAGUAACAAAUCUAAAAGUAGUAAACACAGGAGUAAGAUUUACCUGUGUCUUUGUGUGUGUGUGUAUACAGACACACAUAUAUAUUUAGCACUGUAUAAAUUCUAUAAGCAACCAUCUAAGCUGUUUUCCAUAUCAGAAGGAACACAACUUUUCUAUGACUGAGCUGAUGAACCCUGGCUCAAAGGUCCACCUCUGCUGUUAGGGCUAUUUGAACUAACUGUAACAGAACUAACACUGCAUCACAUUGAGAAGAUGAAGUCUUAGAUAUUAAAGGCUGUGCUUGUAGCUACACGUGUAUGUACAUCCAUCUUCAGAGAUGGAAGGUGUGUUCCAAUAUGCUUCCAUGCUUGCCAGAAAAGAUAAUUUCCCACUUAAUUUGCUGCUAUUUUCUUGUUUAUUUUUUGCCUUGAGAAAGGAGAGAGCUUCGCUGCCUGUGAAUUGUUCUGAGUUCAGUGGAAAAUUCUACUCUCUGAUUUACUGUAGUAUAAACUGAACAACCCUAUGGUUCAUCAGUAUGCUGUACCUCUUCAGUUCUCUACGUAUUUGCUCUGUUGAACAUCUUUUACUUGUCUUCAUACCUCUGUGCAGGAAUGGUUAGGUCAACAGAUUACACACAUACAUGAAGUCAAUGUGUGUACUGAAAAGUGAUGAGAAGUCCAGUAGAACAACCUGUUCUCUCUUCUAAAAUUGAGCAAGGGCAAUGAUUUACUCUGUGUUUACCAUUUAUAUAAUAGUUUGUUCUCUAAUCCACAUAACUGCUUCCAAGAGGUAAAUUUGUUGCACAUAAGUGGAUGUCUGACGCGGUAAGUUGAAUGUUGACAUUGCAAGAAUCCUGCCUCCUGUGUAAUCAUCCUGGAGUAAACCCAGUGACAGCGUCAGGUUGGUUAUUUUCUUAGAAUUGCUGUAGAUUGCUGAUCUUCUUUUCCCCCGUUAGUAAGUCAAUGUAUAUCCCUUUUGUACAAUACAGUGCCUUUCUUUCCUUGGGAAACAGAUCUCUCAGUGUAACCAGAGGCUUCAUAAAUGCUUUAGAACAGCUGUGCUCAACACAACAAAGACUUUGUUUACUCUGACAUUAUUUAUUCAUUAUUGAUUAGUUUCCUAUUUUUUCCCAGUCUCCCAUAGUAAUGGUGGCAUGUUUGUUUUUUCUUUCUGAAACUCCUUUGAUGGAUAAUUAAGUCUUCUCUAUGCAACCUGGCAUUCAGGGGCUUCAUGAUUCCUUUGAUCUGAAGUACCUAGUGGGGCAGCACGAGGGGCUUGGAUGCAAUAAAAUGCGUCACCAGGACAAGGUCUAUGUAAAAGCUGUUUGGUAAAUGUUCUGAUACAAGAGACUGCCAGAUGAAACAAUUCCUUCCUUCCUUUGUUGGUCUGAAAAGUCACUGCCCUGAAGUGGAUGCUCAGUCCAUUCUGGAUCACCGUUCCAGCUGUGGUCAGCUGGAAAGCUGAUAAUGCCCCAGAGAAGGGACAGGAAUACUGUAAGCACGUGUGAAUGGCUAGAUCUGCUUGGAAGCAGCUGUAGCAAAUGGGUCAGUCCAUUUCAGCCAAUUAGACUUCCUGAGGUUGCAACAUAAUGCUCAUGGGACAUUCUGAAUGGGAUCACAAACGAGGACCCAGAGGAUCACAGUCUUCUGGUACCAGUAUCACAGUGGAUAUUGCAGUCAUGGGAGAAGCGCAUGGGCUCAUUACAGACCUUCUGGCAGAUCCUUCACUGCCUCCCAACGUGUGUACUUCGCUGAGAACAGUGAGCAACCUGCUUAAUACACAGUUAACCUUCCAGGCCAUCCACAAGCCAAGGGUGAAUCCUUUGGUGUCCUUCAGUGAGAAUUACACAUGCUCUGACUCGGAGGAAUGUCCAGAGAAAGGAGAAAAACUAGCUAUUCCCAAGCGCUUACGGAGAAGUUUGCCUCCAGGACUGCUGAGACGAGUGUCCUCCACUUGGACCACAACAACGUCAGCAACAGGUUUACCCACACUGGAGCCAGCCCCAGUGAGAAGAGAUCGCAGUGCCAGCAUCAAACCUCACGAAUCAUCUUCAUCCAGCACCGACUCUUGGAACAGCUCCCUUCUGAUGACAAUCACAAAGAGCAGGUCCUUCUCUACGUCUUAUGCCAUGUCUCCUACCAACCACCUGAAUGCCAAAAGGCAGAGCCGCCAAGGUAUCCCACCAAAUAUUUCACCACUCACUUCUCCAUGCCAUUCACCCCUUCAAGGGACGCCUGCUACGAGUCCUACUGGAAAAACAUCUUCUGUGUCAUUUCCAGACUCUACAGAUACUGACACCAAGCAAGGUUUAAAGCCACACAAAGUCUUAACUGCUACUCAGAGUGCACCUAGCCUGUCAGAACCUAACAUCAGCCCCUCUGUUAUCUGCAGCAGCUGCGGCAGACCCUAUAACCAAAUAGAAGCUGGUGAUGGUACACUAGAUAGAAGUGAUGGUACCACCCACACCCUCAAUAGAACAGAUGAUCCUGCGCAAGCCACUUCUGACUAUGAGACCAACAACAGUGACAGCAGUGAUAUUGUACAAAAUGAUGAUGAGACAGAUUGCUCCAAAGAAAAGGCACGGAAGGGAUCUGUCUGUAGGACGUAUGCGCCUGAGACCAUCAUUCUGCAUCCUUUGAUACCACCUGAGGACAAGCCUGUACUUGCUCCUGAGCCUCUGGUUAUGGACAACUUGGACCCUCUAAUGGAGCAGCUUAACAGCUGGAACUUCCCAAUCUUCGAUUUGGUGGAAAAAAUUGGGAAGAAAUGUGGUCGGAUUCUCAGUCAGGUAUCUUACAGGCUUUUUGAAGACAUGGGGUUGUUUGAAACCUUUAAAAUUCCAGUGAGGGAAUUUAUGAACUACUUCCAUGCCUUGGAAUGUGGAUACCGAGAGAUACCUUAUCACAAUCGAAUCCACGCAACUGAUGUUCUGCAUGCUGUGUGGUACCUUACUACUCAGCCUAUUCCGGGACUCCCAACUGUGAUUAAUGAUCACGGGUCAGCGAGUGAUUCAGAUUCUGACAGUGGAAUCACUCAUGGCCAUAUGGGUUAUGUGUUUUCGAAGACAUACACACCUACAGAUGACAGCUACGGAUGCCUAGCUGGCAACAUCCCAGCUCUUGAGUUGAUGGCUCUUUAUGUAGCUGCAGCCAUGCAUGAUUAUGAUCAUCCAGGAAGGACUAAUGCCUUUUUGGUAGCAACAAGUGCGCCUCAGGCAGUGCUGUACAACGACCGCUCCGUCCUGGAGAACCAUCAUGCUGCUGCUGCCUGGAACCUUUUCAUGUCGAGGCCAGAAUACAACUUCUUGGUCAACCUCGACCACGUGGAGUUCAAGCAUUUCCGCUUCCUUGUCAUCGAGGCGAUUUUGGCUACUGACCUGAAGAAACACUUUGAUUUUGUUGCCAAAUUCAAUGCCAAGGUGAAUGAUGAUGUUGGGAUCGACUGGACUAAUGAGAAUGACCGCUUACUGGUUUGCCAAAUGUGUAUCAAACUGGCUGACAUAAAUGGGCCUGCAAAAUGCAAAGACUUGCAUCUACAGUGGACAGAAGGCAUUGUCAAUGAGUUUUAUGAACAGGGUGAUGAAGAGGCUAGCCUGGGCCUGCCUAUCAGCCCUUUCAUGGAUCGCUCUGCUCCUCAGCUGGCACACCUCCAGGAAUCCUUCAUCACUCACAUUGUGGGACCACUAUGUAACUCCUAUGACUCAGCAGGGUUGAUGCCAGGAAAAUGGAUAGAAGAUAGUGAUGAAUCAGGAGACACUGAUGAGCAUGAAGAGGAAGAAACAGCAGAAAUGGAAACUUGUGAAAAUGCUGAAUCCAGAAAGAAGAAGUUCAAGAGGAGGAAAAUCUACUGUCAGAUCACUCAGCACCUGCUUCAGAACCAUAAAAUGUGGAAGAAAGUAAUCGAGGAUGAGGAGAGGUUAGCUGGGACAGAGAAGCAAGGCGCGGAGCAAUCCACACUGCACCCAUCUUCAGAACAAAUUCAGGCCAUCAGGGAAGAGGACGAGGAGAAGGGGAAGCCCAAGAGAGAUGAAGAAGAGAACACAACUGUAGAACCGAACCAAUGACAAUAUUUACGGCAGUAUUUUAAGACAGAUUGACUCGUGCACAGACUCUUUCUCAAGCCAGCACAGCAUUUAGACACCACACUGUAGAAGUAUGGGAUUAUGCGCCUACAGCUGUUUAAUUUGUUUCUCUUUCCUUUUUAUGGUGAGGUACAUUGUUUAAACUCCUGUGCUCAAGGAAGCUUUCACACUGCUACACCGGCUUUUACAGACUUUCUUUAAAGAGAUUUGGGGCGGGGGUGGGGAGUGGAAUUAUAUAAAUAUAUAUAUAUAUAUAUAUGUAGCCAGGGUUUUUGGCUGCGCACUUCAGCAAAAUACAUUUAAUGAUACGUUAUGGUCACUGUGAUAUUUACAGAAGGAAGUUAUCUAAAGAAAUGCUGUUUCUAAAGCACAUUUGCAGUUAACAGCGAGGUACCAGUUAAGUAGCUUUUGCUCUUAAUACUGAGGGAUAAAAGUUCCAUAGCUUUACAUGUAUCCUGCCAACAUAUAUGUGUAUGAGGGGGGUGCUCAUGUGUGUGGGUGGAUACAAUGUCAUAUAGCAGAGUUUGAGACUAGCUGUAGCACAUCCCAAUACAUGACAAUGAACAGGAGGCCUGAAUUUUAAGAAUUUGUGCCCACGAGGAGGCUGGAGCCCUUUGUGAGGAGCUCUGCAUUCCCAUACUCCUCUGAAGACCGGGCUGCAUGCUGGCUGUGUGACUUCAGCUCAUCUUCCUUCUCCUCCUCCUCCUCCUUCAGCACCUCCCGAACUGCUGGCAAAGGGAUGUGCGAGGGCACUUAUUCCAGGAGGGUCACAAGGGGUUGUGCAGCACGCUGCCUGUGAAGGGCCCUGACCCUCUGUCCGCCUCUGAGUGCAAGAAUGGCAUAUAUGUUUGAGCAGGAAACAGAAAAGAUCAAACGUGUGUGCGUACGCAGAAACUAGAGGCAACACUGCCAUCUUUCCACCGAGACCUUAUGCCUCCACACAUCAGUGGCCAAAUAUACAAUAUAAGAGUGAAGCUAAGCACCAUCUCCUGAGAGCAAAGGAAGGGGAGCGUGGAGAUCAUGCUCCUUCUCAGAAUAAAAUCUGAACGAUGCAUUUGGAGAAGGGUUGGAGAAUGGUGCCAGUCCUGCGCAUGUCUCAGCAACCACUCACAGGAGCUUCGGAGAGCUUGGAUUUCAGUGCAAGGUGCUGGCUGGGAGCAGUUUGUUGCUGGUGUUCUGCCUAGAAGCAGCAUGUUUGAUCCCACCAGUGUACUCAAUGUUUUUUUUCUUUUUACUUUUCUAUUUCAAGUGAGAGGAAAAGAUCGGUCCUGUAGAAGUGCAGAUCUUUUUGUUUUGUUCUGUUUGUUUUUUCUCUGUUGUUUAUGCUGUGAGCCAAAUGUCUAUUUAAAAGGUAGAAUAUUCACUUUCAAUAUUUUAUUUCACGAUAUUAUAUUUGUCAAUGAUUAGCUAUCUAGAUGUAAAUAUGGAAAAAUUUUUAUGGGUUCCUGUAGAUAAUGAUAUCUUUAAGAAAAAAAAAAGAAAAGAAAAAAAAGGAAAAGUUUUUUUUUGUUUUGUUUUUGGGUUUUUUUUUUUUUGUAAAGCUAAUUUUUUAAAAAUAAAUACAAAGGCAUUUUUAUAUAGUGUAGCCAUUUUCAAACCCAACAAAAAGGUCUUAAGUAAUAUGUACAGACCCUUCUGGGAAGCCACUGGUCUGCAGGGUCAUGGCUUUUACAUAUUAAUGCUCUUUGGGACUGGCAACACCAUCCAGUACCACAACAUUUAGAGCGUUUUCUUUUUCCCACAAGAAGAGCUAUAUACAUAUAUAUGAAUAUAUAUAUGUGUAUAAAGCUCAGUAUCUCUCAAAAAUGAUUAGACUACGUAUUCUCUUUUAUCCUAAUCCUACAGCCCCUUGCCAAGAAAAGAAUUGCUUAUGGGAGUAAGAAGGCUUGUGAAAAGAAGAGUUUGUAGGAGAAGUCCUUUCUAUGUUAAAUAGCUGACAUUGCAUCCAUCACUUUUUGCCAUUGUUAUGCAUCCACUGUACUUCAUGGUCCUAUUGAUACCUUCCCUAAAACAUUCUCUGUCAAAGCCAAAGUAUGUUGUCACUUCAGAGAAUCUCUCUGCUUUGCAUUUCUGAUAGAAUGAGAUUUGCUGGAAGAGAGGAGUUUGGUUUCUCACCAGUAGAGAUGUUUGCAUUUGGACAGAAUGACUCUAGAGCGAGGCUCUGGAUGCUCAUAUCAGCAGAAAGAUUUAGACAGUGGUUUUCAAUGAAAUCUGAAAAACAAAGGUCGAAACUGAACUACUGUUUUAAAUUGAAAGGAUAGAAUUCAUUCACAAGAAAGAGACAUCUCACGUGUUCUCCAAGAUCCCAGCAAAUCUCCCCCAGUUCCAGCUUGCACCAUUUCACAGUGCAGUUUUAUUAACUCAGGUCUUUUACAGUGAAGGAUUGCUGACAGGCUUAAAAUCAGAUGAUCUUUGAUUUUAUCCCAACUGGAAGCAGUGCCUGCAAAGAAUCAGAAGUAGCUGGAACUGGUUAAAUGGGUAAGAGGUAACAUUUUAUUGCACUCCUAUAAAUACUGGUAGAAGCCAAUUUCUGCAGUGUUCACUCCUUAUCAGUCUGCAUUUCUGGCAGGAAACGAUCAGGGAAUCCCAAGGUUGAUUUACAUAUAACACAAAGAAAUGCCAGAGAGAUUUUUGUAUCAAAUGUGUGAAUACAGUUUUUCACUUGUUUUUUUUAUUAUUAUUAUUAGCUAUUGAAGCAGGCUGUUUUUCAGUGGUUGGAGUUUUUGGGUUUUUUUUAUGUACUAGUUUCUAGUCCAAAGGAGGCAAAACUUUUGAGCUGCAGUUGCAGCAAUGUUUCUGAGGCUAGACCUUGAUGGUUUCCCACUUUGUGCAGUCCUUUGGUAGUGCAAACCCCAAAUAAAUGACAACCUGUGCAAUAUUUUUGGAAAAGAAAAUUGUAUUCUUUCAUCAAAGCAUUCAGAUUUCGGGUAGGAGAUUUUAAAUGUUAAUAUGAGUUUCUGUAGGUAUGUUAUGCAAAGGGGUUGGUUAAAUGCUAGAGAAAGCCCUAUCUAGUGUUUUGCAGUUAAAAAUAACAUGAGCCAUACAUGAGAAAUAAGUUGUGGGAAUUUACUAUGACAAAGGAAUUCUCCAGUGCUCCUUGGAGCAUUUUAAUUUUGCUUAUUCUGUGAACAAAGUCCCUUACAGAAAGCUGGCGAAAUGGCUAUGGGUCACCAAUGCCUGCAACCUCGUGCUGGCUCUCAGAGUAAAUGCCUGUCACAUUCAGAGUGUGGGUGGUUCCCAGGCAGCUGUGAUCAAAGAAUGCAUUUUUCACCAAUGCAGGUAUAGUUAGUCAUCAGUUUUUACCCUGAUAUCAUGUGUGAACAUCUCUACAUCAUCAAGUUAUAGUCUCAGAUCACAGUAGAAUUUGCACAGAACGUUUUGACUGGUGGUUUGGGGGCUUAUACUCCCAAUGUUCUACUGUCAGAAGUUCUGAACAUUCUGUAUGAAUGAGGAAGGAAGAUAAGUCUAUAAUGUUUCAGAUAGGUACUUCUAAAAGUAUCAUCUGGGAUCUAAUCAAGUUCCAUUCCCAAAUCCUCUUUCAUGCUUUCCAUUCUGGACUUUAAGAUCAUCUGUUUUCUUUAGAAAGGUCUCCUUGAGUCCUGUCUGCCAUUUUAGAUACAGUCUGGCCCGUCAUUCCUUCCAUCUAUCCAUCCAUCCUUCUGUUCCUACCAAACUGAGCACUGGUUUGUGGUACAGUCCAUGAGGGUUGUCCAACCCAUGCUCCAGCCUGGGCACCUCCAAAUCCAGUACUGCAUCCAUGCUGAGCCAUGAACUGAGUAGGUGUGGGGGGUGGCUGUCAGUUUAGGUACUUGACAGCCUGGGACUUGGGAUUUUAGAGAGUUUUGUCCAUUUUCAAAAUGAACCUGGUUAUAAAUGAGCCAAAUGGCUGGGACCCAGAGAAAGCACUGGGUGCUCGAUCAGCCAUUGCCCUAGUGGGAUGCACUCAAUGGUCCACGUGUGGGAGAGGCAGUACAGGUGUGCUCCAGCUCAUGCUGAAGAGAAACCAUCUAAGAGAAACAGUGCUCAGUAGGUUGGAAUGGCAGCAAUGAGUUUGUGGGCUUUCUUUCUCAGAAAACAGAGGCUUUUGCCUGCUGGAAAAUCUAUGAUUCAUAAAAGAUUUAGUAGUUUCAAUUGCUUUUUCAAGCACUGUUAUAGUUGAGAAGUUCCUGCGUCACUGUUGAAAGCAGAAAAAGUUCAAUAUAUGCAUGAACAAAAGAAUCUCAAGCAUCCCUCUGCCAUAUGGGCAGAUGAAAUCAGCUGCCUGCAUCUCCUAUCUGCUGCAGCUGACAGGCAGUGUGAGGCUCAGACCCAGAUAUUGGUCUGAGAACGUGGGUGUUCCUCAGCUCAGCACUGCUGUAAUUAGUCCUUGAGUUGUGGCAUACAGGGAGAGAAUCAAGAGUGGCCAUUCAUGGGAAAGAGAAAAGAGAAAUGUAAUACAAUAUGAAAAAAAACUUUGUGCAACACACUAACUUUCCCUUUUCUUUCAAAAUCAAAUGUAGCCCCAUUGGAGUGAAGUAAGCCUAGGUUUUCUGGGGUUUUAAUCAGUUUGAUGUUGCAGCAUUAGUCAAAAUGGUGGCAGCAUUAAAGGGAACUGUUCCCAGUAAUUAGGGAGGAUAAAUCUUUUUUUAUUAUUAUUAUUUUUUAAGUAGCUCAACAAAUAAACCAUCCUUUGACAUCUGAAUGGCUUUUAUUUAUUUUACUAUUUUCUAAUGUUAGUAGGAGUUAAAGCCUGGAAAUCUGAAAGGAAGGAGGAAAUGUGUCUGAUGCGUUCUCAGUGUCAGGCCUCCUGAGGAAAAUGCACCUGUUAAGUGUUACCACUUAACAGUGUUGGGGGAAUAACUGAAAUCGAGGUGACAGCUAUCUUAAGCAAUCAUUGGAAGAGAUAGCAAAAAUAUUGAUUAUUAAAGGCAAACCUGGAAUUAGAGCAAAAUAGCACCAGUGCACUUGAGAACAACUGAAUAUGAUAAAUCUUUCUUUGAAUUUCAUCGCUUUCAUUCAGCAAAACAACAUUCCUCUGGAGGUAAAUCAAAGCAGGGCUUUAGCCCAUGCUGUGGUGGUUAUUGAAUCCCAGCGUCAGAGGCAGCAGUGCGAGAGUUAGCCUCCAUUUACUUCCCAAUUAUGAUUUAUUCAGAGGCUUUUAGUGUGAUUUGCCUGGCAGGCAGGUGAUUUUUGAUGAAAAACACAUCACGCCUCCUCAGCAGGGUGCACGUGUCACCCGCAUGAAGCCCUGCCUUAAGCCUUGGGGUUAUGGAAGCCCCUCAGAGCUGGCAGGCAGCAGAGUGCUGGCGUUUUUCUGGAGAACCCUUUCCCACAGUGACAACAGGGCAAAAGCUUGAGCCAGUUCACAGUACUUCUUUGAUAAAUCUGAACCAACAGUAAGCACUUUGCAGCUUGAAAGCCUGCCAGCAGCACGUGAGGUGUGUGCAGCAAGUCCUGAGUGUUUGCACAUGUGAAAGGAUCCUUUCAUCAAGGUGAUGGGGUUGGGUGUAACCAGUGGGCUGUGUUGGCGGGCUGUUGAGCUGAAGUAUGAAGUAAGCCAAGGAGGGUUUUAGUUUUUCGGUUUUCUGUCAUCUAAGAAAGCUUUUCUGAGUGCUAGGGGAGGAAAACAAUUAUAGCAUUUAUUUCAAUUGAGAUUUUCAGGUGGCUAGAGCGUGCAAGUCCAGUACGUCAACUGGACAAGAGGUGAGACCUAUGCUGGUUAUGGUGGUGUGUGAGAUCUGGGCGCUGAGGAGCAUGCUGGAAUUUACAGGCAUGGGAAGUGGUGUUCCCAGCAGUGAACUGGGUGGGAAAGUGCAAGUGGUUCUGCUUUCCAGCUGUGUGGAAGCAUAGAGCAGAGGAAAAAGACUUUGUCACAGCCAUGAGCUGUGAAUCCUUUAUGACUGAAAUCUCCAGUGCUGGCUGAAGAGCUACAGAAAUCCGCUCAAACAAGCAAGGGGCAGCAUGAGUCAUGCCAGCAACGCAGGUGUGAGGCUGCCGCCUCAUCCUCUGGCUCACAGAGGGUGAGCAGCACGGUAUGAGGCAUGGAGAGGAGCAAAUGUUGGGUGUCAGCAGGCUGUUGUCAGAGCAGCUGGAGAAAUGCCUGUGGUGAUGCAAUCCCACCCCUUGCCCACCUGGCCAUGGCUGGCUCAGCACCAUGGGCUUAGAGGCUUUGCUUUCCAACACUGUCUUCCUUCACCACAGCAAAUACUUAGAAAGAGACCAUGCUCAUUGCUUUAAAAUAUUUAUUUAAAAGAGAUCUGUUUUUUUUUUUUUUUUUCCAUUGAUCCCAGUAAUUUUUCCCCCGUGCUUUUAUACAAAGAAAAAUAGUUCUGUGACGUGAACAGAGAGAAAAGAGUUAGGGAUCACCAUGCCUGUCCGUACUUCUGUAGGUAGAAGCAUGUUGUCUGUUCAAGCUGCCUUUCCCUUCUGAAGUUCCUUCCUGAUUCUGACACGCGAUGAUUCAAAGCUGUGUUUGAAUGCAAAGUUUUCACUUUAUGUCUUUAUAAACCCAAAUUAAGUACUGGAGAUGGUAUCAAAAAGAUCAAAGGCGGCACUGAGAGCUGCUCUGUGGCAUUGGUGGUGUUUUUAAUAUUUCAGCGUAUGUUUGGUCGUUACUUUUCUAAAUUUAAGUGCACUUUUCUUGAGUAAUGGAUGUAAGAUGUCUGCAUGACGGAAAGUAAUUUAAGUUCACUUUUUUAAAAGAUGUGAUUCGUGCUGUAGGCUACGUUUGUUCAACAGAUAACAUUUUCACGGAGGGGUGGCAGUUUACUUUUUGUUAGUGCUUUCAAUAGAACGUCGAAGGCAUUUUCCAGCGGAAUCACAUUCUGAAACCUUUGCCUCAGCAACUCCAGCAGAAGGGGGACCUUUCAAAAAUAACGGCUUUCCAACACAGUUUUUCCAUCUGGGUAAAAAUGUGCGAGUUUGUACAUCACAUACAAGCUAUACUUCCAAAAAAAAAAAAAAAAAAAAAAAAAAAGCAAGCAAAAGAAAGAAAUCAAUGUAAUUAAGAAAUCAGUCCAGCAAGGUCAAAACACUUUCUGAAUGAAAAUGUCAACUGUGUUGAUGCGUAUGAAGCACUCAAUGCCCCCCUAAACAUUAGGGCCGGUCAUUCAAGUCUUGUAUUUCCAAAUUCCUCAGAGGCCUACCAAGGCCUUUGAGUUGAGAAAGCCCCAAGGGAUUCGACCCUCUCCUGUCCCAACCCACAGGCUUUGGCUCCUGCACUGCUGCCCUGGGUGCCGGGGCUCAGGCGGGCUUUAUGAUGCUUGCUCAGAUCCAGCAUAGCUCCAAAUGAAUCCCUCCCAGAAUCGUUCACUUCGGAAGGUGAGAGAAAGAGGGGGGGAAAUAUAUCUAUUUACAUAUACGGCUUUUAUAUAUGGCUGUAUCUAAAAAGGCUUUGGGUACCUUUGUAAUUCCUUUGCAGCAAUAUUUUGAAAAAGAACUGCCGACCAAAGUGGCAAUGCAGAGAAGUGCCAUCUCGUUCAGGAUUUGUACACGCCAGUUUUUAACACAGUGUUCCUUUCACUAAGUACUGCAUACGUUAAUUUAUAUUUAUAUCUUGUCAAUAUUGUUGUAACCGAGCUUCUCCUUUUUAAACACUUCAGGAACAAGGCCUUGUAUUUUUAGGUGAUUUUCAUAAAUGGAAUAAUUCUUUUCCUUUCACUAGUAUCUUGCACUCAAUACAUGUAGCAAUACUUAAUAUAUUCUCUUCACAAGUAUUUGUUAAGUGAUUUAGUUAAUGGCUGAUCAAUGUUUUGUAAAAAAUAGAUUCUGUACAGGAAAAAAAAAUCUUUUAGAUAAACAUUAUUUAUUUUUACUGUUUUGUAAGUUAGACACUAUAAUGAAGCUCCUUUUUGCCAGAAUUACUGGAAGUGCCUCUUGGUAAAAUGUAUUAUACAGUAAAUAUGUAUUCAAAAUUAUUAGAAAUACUUGUCACAAAAUGAACAAUGUGGAUGUUGCAAUGUGAAGACAAACAUACAACAUAAAUAUAAUUCUGUGGUAUCCUG